Molecule: messenger RNA, 594 nt
Organism: Penicillium pulvis
Lineage: Eukaryota; Fungi; Ascomycota; Eurotiomycetes; Eurotiales; Aspergillaceae
Gene: cox5b
Product: cytochrome c oxidase subunit IV
Exons: 6
Coding region: 1-594 (197 amino acids)
Biological process (GO): mitochondrial electron transport, cytochrome c to oxygen
Cellular component (GO): mitochondrial envelope
Source: RefSeq, a predicted model, not a curated record
AUGUUCCUCCAGCGUACCGCCAUCGCCCUUGCGCGGCGCUCUCCUGCUCGCGCUAUCACUCUCGCUCAGCGCCCAUUCUCUUCGUCCAUCGUCCGCAGCAAUGAGAAGAAGUUCAUCGUGAAGGAGGAGGGCAAGACCCUUUCCUUCGAUGAGAUCAAGACUGAGGAGGACCUCCUCCCCCCCGGUGCCAAGCCCGGUACCAUCCCUACCGAUUUCGUCCAGGCUACCGGUCUCGAGCGUCUCGAGCUUAUCGGAAAGAUGCAGGGCAUCGACAUCUUCGACAUGCGUCCCCUUGACGCUUCCCGGAAGGGAACGCUCGAGGACCCCAUCAUCGUUAACGGUGCUGGUGAUGAGCAGUACGCUGGUUGCACUGGUUACCCCGUCGACUCCCACCAGGUUAACUGGUUGACCGUCUCCCGUGAGCGCCCCAUCGAGCGCUGCUUGGAGUGCGGUAACGUCGUCAAGCUUAACUACGUCGGUCCCGAGGAGGACCACUCCCACGACCACGACCACGACCACGGCCACCACCACCCCCCUCACGUUGAGCCCAAGACCUUUGCCGACUACGUCAAGCCCGAGUACUGGUACCGGUAA